UUAGCACCGCCGCCGGCGGCCACACCACAACAUAUACACUCACGGGGACUCGACAAUGCACUCGCACGCCGCAAUGCUGCGAUGGCCUUAACUUCCACAUCUUCUUCGACUCGCAUAGAGAGAGCGCGCAUUUGCAUACCCGCAUUCACGACAUUACGACAUGCUGCAUAAAUUGCAUCGUUUGGCAUUUUUUCUUUGGUCUUCCGCUGGCGCGCAAGUCGUCCAGACGAGACCAGCCGCCGCCGCCGCCGCAGCAGCAGCAACAGUACCGGCAUCAUCAUCAUCAGCAGCAGCAGCGUCGACGUCCCCACGACGCUUCGGCGCUCCCGCAAGGACGUCUCAUUUCCCAUGGAGCGACAGCACAUGGGAAGUGGCACGGGCGGGCAUCCGCUGUCAAGCACGACGCAGGGUUCCCCAUGGAUGGCCUGUGGAUCAGCUGGGGUGUCUCGGAAGGAGUGAGGGGAGGGAGAAGAGGGGGAAAUGGGAGGGGAUUGAGUGGGCAGACAAGCGCGCGGGGUCCGCCACUCACCUUUUGUUCUUCGAUUCGAUUCUUGUUUUUUUCGUUUUGGAUUUGCAUAGCUGCGGCGCCAUGGCGGGGAGGAUUGCUGAGAGAGUUCUUCUUCUUUACCCACCCAUCCAUCUACCCUACCCACCUUUACCACUAUAUCUCGUACUCAGACGCAUCGUAUCUUGCGGUGCGUCGAUCACCAUUAGUACCAAUUUGUUUCUCUGAAGAUCUUAAGAUAAAAAAAAAAAAAACAUUUAGCGCAAUAUUUACCUACUAUCUAGUAGCUAGCCAUCAAGCAAACAAACAAGA
Messenger RNA from Aplosporella prunicola CBS 121167, 817 nucleotides. RefSeq lists its product as uncharacterized. The coding region runs from base 161 to 733 and encodes 190 amino acids. Lineage: Eukaryota; Fungi; Ascomycota; Dothideomycetes; Botryosphaeriales; Aplosporellaceae. The record is from RefSeq and is a predicted model, not a curated record. The transcript has a single exon.